Octodon degus (degu) is the source of this 958-nucleotide messenger RNA. RefSeq names its product alcohol dehydrogenase E chain-like. The coding region runs from base 83 to 958 and encodes 291 amino acids. The record is from RefSeq and is a predicted model, not a curated record. Gene Ontology annotation, molecular function: zinc ion binding; all-trans-retinol dehydrogenase (NAD+) activity. Gene Ontology annotation, biological process: retinoic acid metabolic process; retinol metabolic process. NCBI's taxonomy places the organism in Eukaryota, Metazoa, Chordata, Mammalia, Rodentia, Octodontidae. The transcript has 6 exons. Gene Ontology annotation, cellular component: cytosol.
GUUUUUUGCUACAUAGUGAACCAGAGGACAUCAUUGAGAAAAAGUGCUUGUUUACGGAGGUACAAACCAGGAGAAAGACAGGAUGAGCACUGCUGGAAAAGUUAUUAAGUGCAAAGCCGCUGUGCUGUGGGAAAUGAAUAAGCCCUUCUCUGUUGAAGAGAUAGAAGUUGGCCCACCAAAGGCUAAAGAAGUUCACAUUAAGAUGGUGGCCACAGGAAUCUGUCGCUCAGAUGACCAUGUGAUUAGUGGACACUUAAUGACUGCUCUUCCUGUGAUCCUGGGCCACGAGGCAGCUGGCAUUGUGGAAAGCAUUGGAGAAGGGGUGACUUCAGUAAAACCAGGUGAUAAAGUCAUCCCGCUGUGUGCUCCCCAGUGUGGAAAAUGCAAAAGUUGUAAACACCCAGAAAGCAACUUCUGCGUGAAAAAUGAUCUAUCAUCAGGGCUUCAGGGCAAACUGCAGGAUGGCACCACCAGGUUCACCUGCAGAGGAAAGCCCAUCCAUCACUACCUGGGCACCAGCACCUUCUCUCAGUACACAGUGGUGGAUGAGAUCUCCGUGGCCAAAAUCGAUGCAGCCUCACCCCUGGAGAAAGUCUGUCUCAUCGGCUGUGGAUUUUCUACCGGUUAUGGCUCUGCUGUCAAAGUUGCCAAGGUCACCCAGGGCUCCACCUGUGCUGUGUUUGGCCUGGGUGGAGUGGGCCUCUCUGUUAUCAUUGGCUGCAAAGCAGCAGGAGCAGCCAGGAUCAUUGCAGUGGACAUCAACAAAGACAGAUUUGCAAAGGCCAGAGAGGUGGGUGCCACUGAGUGUGUCAACCCUCAAGACUAUGACAAACCUAUUGAGGAGGUGCUCCAGGAAAUGAGCAAUGGAGGUGUGGAUUUCUCCUUUGAAGUCGUUGGUCGGCUUGACACCAUGGUAUGUGCCAAAAUUUGCUUUGCUAUCUCAUCUUCUGCAAUCUAG